AUGAUGGCUGGACGCUUGGUGUGUGGUGUGGUUCAGGGAUUCAGGGCUCCCAUAGCCAGGAUGUACAUGGGCGAGGUUGCGCAUCCUCGCUACAGAGGUCGCUUCCUGUCUGCGAUAUUCAUGCUGGUCAUGGCCGGAUCCUUGGUGAACUACGUGCUGGCUCACCACGAGUUGACCGCGCUUUACUUGCCAGAAUCACACGUUUGGCUCAUCACAAAAGGCCGGAAAGUCGAAGCCAUGGAUGCCCUGCGUUGGUUCCGCGGCGAGGACUACCUUUAUGAACAAGAACACGCCGCUACUGUGAAACACUUCGAAGAAACGCGACACGCUGUCGGUUCGUGGCGAGAUAUCGUCAAAUUCCAGUACCUGAAGCCAGUACUCAUCCUGAUUGUGUGCAUGUUGCUGCGUCACUUUUGCGGUAACACGGCCAUCAUGUUCUUCAUGUCGCAAAUUUUCGUAUUGGCUCGGUCGGGAUUGGAGACGAGAUACGCAGUUAUUGCGUUGGGGGUCGUGCAAUUGGUCUUCAUCAUUUUGUCUGGGCAAAUGAUGGACCGGAUGGGCAGGAAGAAGUCCACAGUUAUUUCCGGUGUGGUGAUGGGAUUUGCUCAGGCUGGCAUGGGAACGUAUUUCUACUUCAUGGAGUCCCCAACUUUGCAACCCAUCGCUGCAAGGCACAACUGGCUUCCGCUUGCUCUCCUAUCCUUGUGUAUGGUCGGAUAUGCUCUUGGAAUCGCAUCAAUCAUCAUCGUUCUCUCUGGAGAAAUCGUUCCAAUGCAAAUCAAGAAUCACACCAACGGGGUCAUCAAUUUUUUCAACACUGGUUUCGCAUUCGUCGCCCUGGAAACGUUUCAUUAUUCCUUGGACGCGGUCCGAGCAUCCGGAACGUUCUUCCUAUUUUCUCUGUGCUGCUUCGCUCUCGUCGUGUUCUUCAUGGUUGCAUUACCCGAGACCAAAGGGCAGUCUUUGGAGGAGAUCGAGCGACGGAUGACGAAUCGACGACCAGUGACAUCUAUGUCACGUCGACGAUUGUCCAUCGCCACAAGGCCCAGUACAACGAUGAGACCCAGGACUAGUCGGAUUGAGACAAUCCAUGAAGGAGAAGUCAUUUCAACACCCUUCAAACUUCCACCCAUAGUUCGGAUGCCAGUCGAAGACAGACCCGUUGCCUGAACUGCAUUAUUAAUAUUUUUUUUUUUUUACCAGGCAUACACUAUUGAGGGGCAUUUAACGAAAAAAAAUCAGCUUGUAAUCCUUGCAGAAGGUCCCGUCGAAAAUGUUGAGGCUGAGAGGAGCAGGGGAGGAUUUUCGAUGAUCUUUGUUUCUUGGCGGAAAAUUGGUCGUUUUUUUGAGGGGUUGGUAGAGAAUUUGCUCCAGUUGCUGUUGGAUAACGGAGAGAAGUCCGUUUUUACGUGCAUGCUGUAAAAUAAAUCAUGCACCAACUGAUUUCGCUGUUGGUGAGCUCUGAAAUAUCAAGUUUCGAAGUACGGAAGAUCAGAAAAGGUGAUAUUGACCUUCUGAGGAAGUUGAUGACGGUGAAGCACUUGUUUUGUGGCAUUUCCUUGGGUCCCCGCAAGUGAAUUUUUAAAUGAUUUUUUUUUUCAAAGUGCUGAUCUAUCUUGAAACUUAUUUUUACGCGUCCCAAUGAGAAAAUUUAGGAAUUGGCAACCCAUAGCACACACAUUUUGCAAAGUCGUUCGCAUUCAAGAGAAUUUGACAUGGCAUGGAACGUAGCGAAAAAAUAAUAAUUUCAGCAUUCUUUACGCCAUAAAAAUUACACAAUACAAAGCGGGAACCCAAAAAUAGACACGAGCAAAGAUCGAUUAAAAAAAUACCCGUAUUCAAGAAAUUCAUGAUUUCCGUUCGCAAUUACGAAAGAAUGUUCAUCAUUUGUCGUUCAGAAUUCAUACUCGUAUUAUUCAAUCGCAUUUCAACGAACAGUGUACCCGAAAUAUUGGAACACGUUUUUCCUGCUCCUGUGGUUUUAUCCAAAACUCAUCCGUGCCAAUUUAUAGAAUGUUCUUGUCAUCAAUUUUUGAAUUUUCAACUGACAGACUCUAUGGAAGGAAAUCAUUUUCGGGGAUUGAAAGAAAACAAACCCACGAUUUCAAAAUGCCCGGUAAUUGACGUGAAUAUAAGGCUUAAUCGAAAAGUUUGGCAGAUUGUUGAUCUUGUGUUGAUCAGUUUCUUACGAAAGUUUCAUCCAAAAUACCUGAAUAUGUCCCCGUAUAUAAUACGGACAAUUAGGAUUCAUACGACAACGAGUACAUAUGUCAACCUUAUAUCAUAUUUACUCCGCUAUCUCCUGUGAAGUACGAGCUCCGACUUUCAAGAGGAAAGUUGCCAAAUAUUCGUAGGAAACAUAUCGACAUUUUAGAGCUACUUUUUUUCCAAUUUUCGAGGAUGAGGUUUCUAAGGUACACAUCCUUAUGCUGCAAUAAAUAACCUAACGAAAAUACAGUAGUAGAAAAGUUCAAAAUAUUUUCAAAGAAUGCUUCCUUGAAACCAUUUGUUGUACUUAUAGUCCCUUGGAGAAACGAAAAUUCUGUGACCAAAUUCUGUUUUUUUUUUAACACCGCCAAUGGAAAAACUUACACGCUGACAUCGUGUUUCUGAAGUGGAAAACACAAACAAAUGCAUAUUUCUUUGUUUUCAGAAUGCCAGAAAAUUCGUUGGAAAAUUUUGCCUCACAAAAAGGUGAAUGAAAACGACUGAGAUAAAGUUUAGGUGUCUCUUCCACGAUCUUCAAUCAUCAUUUUGCACAGGUCUUAUCAAAUAUUUCCUAAAUUUCCUAGAUGGCCGAAAAAGUCGGAUGAGAAAGCAGGACACAGAAUAUUUCUUUUCGCCGAUUCGAAAGAUUCACUUCAUGCUAACACUUCUCCAGUUUCCAAUUCAAUAUGCAAAGUAUCUCCAUCACUAGAAAAGCGCAAAACUGAUCGUUUCCUUUCCCAGCAGCUUUUCAUUCCAAGAACAGGCACUUCAAUAAUUCCGUGCGUUGUGUUCUUCGAUGCACAAAAAAAAAACCGAGACUUUACCUGUGAUUGGCUAAAUUGGGGAAAGUGACUUUUGAAAAGUGAUUUCGAAGGAACAAAAAGGAAAAUCGAAAGGCUUUUUUCGAACUAUACGUGAUGGAAAUAUUUACCUUCCUGAGUUCAAAAGAGAUGCAGAGACUUAUCUGAAGAAACGUAUAUUCAAAAUUUUACGACAAUGAUAUACAGUACUAUAUAUAUUUGCUGAACUGGUCAUUUGGCUUUUUUUUUUUUUGCGAUGGAACGAUUGAGAGAAAAUAUAGAUGUGCUUCUUUCAGCC
Molecule: messenger RNA, 3306 nt
Organism: Notodromas monacha
Lineage: Eukaryota; Metazoa; Arthropoda; Ostracoda; Podocopida; Cyprididae
Source: the annotation of a GenBank genome assembly